Molecule: messenger RNA, 654 nt
Organism: Phytophthora sojae
Lineage: Eukaryota; Oomycota; Peronosporomycetes; Peronosporales; Peronosporaceae
Exons: 1
Coding region: 1-654 (217 amino acids)
Source: RefSeq, a predicted model, not a curated record
AUGAGCGAAGCGAUCACCACGGAGACGCCCGCGAAGCCCGUCGAGGUCCCGUACUCCGGCCAACCCGAUGCUGCGGCCCAAUCUGUCAAGCCGACCGAGCCGAAGGACCUCGAGAGCGAGGGCGGACUGACGACGGGCCACUGGGAAGUCGGCUUCUGGGACUGCUUCACGACGCUCAUGCCCAACUGCUUCAUGGUCACGUUCUGCUCGUGCGUCUCGAUCGCGCAGAUCUCGGCGCGCCUCGGGGUCGCGUCCUACUCGCAGGCGAUCGCCGCCUGCCUGGCAGUCAUCGUGGCCGAGUUUGCGCUCAGCGGCUUCGCGUCGGCCUUCAACCCGGCCAGCUACUUCAUGGAGACCAGCAGCUACGGCAUCAUGCUCGGCUACCUGACGACCGACAGCGGCAGCUUCGGCGUCUUCCUCUACCGCGUCGCCACCAUCUUCCUGCACCUCGUGCUCAUCGUGUUCGUCAUGCACCUGCGCACCAAGACGCGCGAGCGCUUCCAGAUCCCCGGCACCCCGCAGCACGACUUCGCUGCCGCGUGCUGCUGCUCCUGCUGCGCGCUGGCCCAAAUGGCGACCCACAUCAAGAGCUACAACCCCGGAAGCUGCGAGUUCGGCCCCGUGGCCGACACGCUGCCCGCGUACACGGAGUAG